AUGUUACAUUUGAUACAUUUCUGCAUCUACACACUGUGCCCUACACCCCUGAAGUCGGUGCAGGCUGUGGUGGCACAGCGGAGUUGCUUAGAGCUGACGUUCGAUGAUGCUGGGCAUGGGCAGGUUCAUGUGCACACGCAGCUGGUGGAGUGCGCGAAUGUGGUGCGUGCGCUGACACCGCUGUACGGCACUAUGCCUAAUCCCAGGAAGCUUGGGGGCUCCUUCGAGGGUGGCGAAUGUGUAAUUUGCCUGGAGAAGCCCAAGGAGGUCGCCAUCCUCCACUGUCGGCACGUCUGCCUGUGCUCCAGCUGUGCAAAGAUCACCUCGUCCACAUGGUCGUUCCAGUGUCCCGUUUGCCGGGGAAGAGUGGCUGGCAUGGUUGGCAUGUCCCAAGUGGAAGCAGAAGCUGAGGAUGCCCAGGUGCGACCUUUCCACAAAUGCACCGAAUACUACCAGAGGCCACUGCGCCAGUACCCUUUAAUGCGGUAG
Symbiodinium necroappetens is the source of this 489-nucleotide messenger RNA. Lineage: Eukaryota; Dinophyceae; Suessiales; Symbiodiniaceae. The record is from the annotation of a GenBank genome assembly.